This is a messenger RNA of Sodiomyces alkalinus F11, 1880 nucleotides long. RefSeq lists its product as hypothetical. The transcript is spliced from 3 exons. The record is from RefSeq and is a predicted model, not a curated record. The coding region runs from base 260 to 1612 and encodes 450 amino acids. Lineage: Eukaryota; Fungi; Ascomycota; Sordariomycetes; Glomerellales; Plectosphaerellaceae.
ACAAGCACAAUAGGGGCACACUGGAGCCAGCGAUCCUUGCCAAGAGGGAACCUUCCACCCCCCCUGGUGGACGCGUGGUGGUGGGUACGUUGAACGCCCAUUCGUAGCCUGCCUAGCCCCAGGAAUCCUUUCAGCCAUUUGCCUGACCCCCCUAUCUCCCUUGGCGAAAUGGAAUAGGCAAAAACGAUAUGCUCAACACUCCGGAACACAGCACAACCUGACGACGACUUGGACCAUCUCGUGAUCAGGUUUUCCCGUCAUGCUGCUCCUCAACCGCUUCGGUCGCGUCACGCUGGUCGUGAUCGCGCUUCUCAUCGCCUUCGCCAUCGUCCUGGUGGCCCAAGGAAGCGCCAUCGCCUCUUCCCUACCGAGCACGCUCGAAUCAUUAUGGCCGGGGUCGAGUACCACGACAAGACCACCUCCGACGGAGAACGCGAACACAGCACCGAAUACUGAUGCCGAUGCCGAUGCCGAUGCCGAUGCCGGUGCCGGCGCUGGCGCUGGCGCUGGUGCGGAAGAUGACGACGAUAUUGACACGGAGAGGAAGGAUAUUUCCUAUGACCUGACCAUCCCUGUCUCUACCGGGUGCGAGAACCUGGUCAACGACCUACAGCAGCGCCUCAUCCAUGCCUACUCGGAGCGUCUCAGAGGCGUUCGGUACGCCAAUAUCUGGGGAUACCUGGAGACGGAGAACAAGGGCGAUGCGGCGAUUUGGUCGGCUCAGCAGAUUCUCUUGACCAUGCUAGGCAUUGAGACUAUGGAGGCCUGUCGUUUCAUGGACAAAGACUGCGACAUCAAGAAAUUCCGCGCCCGCCUCGAGGCACACAAACCCCACUCCGCCAUCAUCAUGGCGGGCGGCGGCAACUUCAACGACUACUACUGGGAGGACCAACCGUCCCGCAUGAAGAUGAUUUCCAACUUCACGGACGUUCCCGUCCGGGCCUUCCCCCAGAGCGUUUACAUGACCAACCCGGAACGCAUCGAGGCGACGAAGAAGGCGUUUACGAAGCACAAGGACUUGCAGCUGGCGGCGCGUGACCGUCCCAGCUACGAGUGGCUGGACGAGGCUUUCGGGGAGGUGGAGGGCAUCGAGGCGGAUCUUGUGCCGGAUAUCGCUUUUAUGUGGGGGAACCGAUCCGAUUUUCGGGUUAAUACGAAGAAGACCCACGACAUCCUCAUCCUCGCGCGCAAGGACAAGGAAAUCUCUUCCGGCGACUCCUCCGACAUCGAAUUCGGCGAGGGCGAACUGGACCUGGGCGGCAGCGUCGGCAAAGUGACGUACGAGAAGAUCGACUGGAAGUUCACCGAGACGCCGGGCAUCGACGGCGAGAAGAAGGAGAAGGGCAAGAACCAGCGCGCCUGGGCCAAGUCGGUCACGGGCUUCGAGCACCUCGGGUCGGCGCGUUUCGUCAUCACCGACCGGCUGCACGGCCACAUCAUGUCGACCCUCAUCGGCGCGCCGCACGUGCUGAUGGACAGCAAGCUGGGCAAGAACCUUAACUUCCAUAACACCUGGACGCGCGACUGCGAGUGCACCCGUAUUGCUUCCAAUAUUUCCGAGGCGCUCGAUGUGGCAAGGCUCUGGUUUGAGCAGCCGGAGAACCAGGACUGAUUCACAAGACGGGGAUGGUAGUAGAUACAGUGGCGGAUUGCAUUGUUUUCAGGGACGAUCUCGUCCCCAACCUGGGAGACUUCGGAGGGGUUCGCUAUUUGGGAAUGAUUCACAUGGGGCGCGUACUGGAAAAUGGAUCGGAGAGAAACAGAAUCGGUAAUUGGUCGUCCCGUGUGAUUUUUUCUUCUUCCUUUUUUCUUUUCUUUCUCUUCUCCUUUACUCUUCUUUUUCCCUUCUUUCGUAUUCGUUGCCAUUUUCACCUCCGUCA